AUGGGUUUAAUUGUGGUGGAUAAGAUCAUUGGUGUGACAAACACAACUGCAGUGGGGAACAGGGGCACGAAGUGCGCACCCCAUGAAAAAUUAAGAAAAACCUAUGCCUGUUAUUUAUCAACUUCGACUAGUCCAGUGAGUGGAACCCUCUUCAUUUCAAUGCAUAAUGUUUCAUUCUGCAGUGACCGCCCACUUUCCUUGCUUCUUUCCUCAAGGAAAAAGCAUUGGGCUUACUACAAAGUGGCGAUACCAGUGGCGAAGGUGAAGGCUGUGGAAUUGUCAGUGAGCAUGGAUGAUCCUGCAAAAAAGUAUAUUGAGGUGGUAACUAUGGACGAUCAUGAGUUCUGGUUUAUGGGAUUCAUUAAGUACCACAAAGCUCUGAAUAGCCUGAGUUACAAUCUUUCAUUACUGGAUGAUGUUUCCUGA
Molecule: messenger RNA, 426 nt
Organism: Cryptomeria japonica (Japanese cedar)
Lineage: Eukaryota; Viridiplantae; Streptophyta; Pinopsida; Cupressales; Cupressaceae
Product: GEM-like protein 5
Exons: 2
Coding region: 1-426 (141 amino acids)
Source: RefSeq, a predicted model, not a curated record